CCAGACCCAGCCUAUCUCCGGCGACCCGUGGGUCGCUGCCCUCGGAUUUUGCACUCUGCCUGGAGUCCCAGCUUUCUCCUUAGAGGGCAGCAGCGGGGCGUCUCGGGGACGCAUGCGCUCCAGUUUGCGCCCGGGGAAUUAAAAGAAAGGGAGAAAAAAAACUCUCUCCAAACACACGCUCCAAACAAAAUCUAAGUGGCGGAGAGGCGCGCGGCCUGCACCCCCGGGCCGUGGAGCGCCUCCACUCUCGUCUGCGUCCCCGGCCUCGGCGUGAUGCGCACGGACUGGCCUGACACGCAGUGGCCGCAACUGUCCCCGCACCUGGAAGCUGGGGUGGCCGCGACUCAGGCGCGAUCACGCGCUCAGACUCCCGCGCCCGCGGGGACCCUUGCUCUCCAUGGGGCUGAGGGCCUGGCUGCGGACCGCCUGCUGCUUCUGCCACUGCCCGUGCCUGGAGGAGCCCUCUUUGCCCGAGAAGGAGCCCUUGGUCAGAGGUAAUAGUCCAUAUUCUUCAUUUGGAGCAACUCUGGCGAGGGAUGAUGAAAAGAAUUUGUGGAGUCUACCUCAUGAUGUGUCCCACACAGAGGCGGAUGAUGACAGAAUCUUGUACAAUUUGAUAGUUGUUCGUAAUCAGCAGGCCAAAGACUCAGAGGAGUGGCAGAAACUCAACUAUGAUAUCUAUACACUGCGGCAGAUGCGAAGGGAAGUGAGAAACAGAUGGAAGCACAUUUUAGAAGAUUUGGGUUUUCAAAAGGAAGUGGAUUCUUUGUUGUCAGUGACGAAACUUAGCACCAUGAGUGAUUCUAAAAACACGAGGAAAGCACGAGAGAUGUUGUUAAAACUGGCUGAAGAGACCAGUAUUUUUCCAGCCAGUUGGGAGCUCUCAGAGAGAUAUCUUUUUGUUGUGGACCGACUCAUUGCUCUUGAUGCUGCAGAAGAGUUCUUUAAAAUUGCCAGUCGAACUUACCCCAGGAAACCUGGGGUCCCAUGCCUGGCAGAUGGCCAGAAAAAACAACCCUACCUUCCAUUUCCAAGUCCCUAAAGGACAAGCUCAAAAGUAGAAUGGGAGUUCUUCCACUGGGACUCAACAGCUGACCAAAAUUGGAAGACUGCAUAUAGAAGAGAGUGAGCAAAUAGAGGGCUUGCUAAAUGAGAAAUGAUUCUGAGCUCUACAAAGAUAUAAGGUCUUCCUGAGGACCUUAUUCUAUGAAAUGUUCCUGUUGUAUUGAAACACCCUGAUGCUCUUGCAUCUAGAAAGUUAAAGAG
Chinchilla lanigera (long-tailed chinchilla) is the source of this 1266-nucleotide messenger RNA. It is a transcript of the gene Mreg, whose product is annotated as melanoregulin. NCBI's taxonomy places the organism in Eukaryota, Metazoa, Chordata, Mammalia, Rodentia, Chinchillidae. Gene Ontology annotation, cellular component: melanosome. The transcript has 5 exons. The coding region runs from base 398 to 1042 and encodes 214 amino acids. The record is from RefSeq and is a predicted model, not a curated record. Gene Ontology annotation, biological process: melanocyte differentiation; melanosome transport.